GGAUGAAUGUCUUGACCAUUCUGUGUGUUCCUGGAAAAACAACACCAUGUGUGUCAAUACUGUUGGAUCGUACAACUGCAUAUGUCGAGCAGGAUAUGAAGGCCCUAACUGCACAGAUGUGGAUGAAUGCCUUGACAAUGAUAUCUGUUCAUGGAAAAACAACAGCAAAUGUGUGAAUACUGAUGGCUCUUUCAAUUGUUUAUGCGUAAAGGGAUACAGUGGUUACAAUUGCACAGAUGUGGAUGAAUGUCUUGACCAUUCUGUGUGUUCCUGGAAAAACAACACCAUGUGUGUCAAUACUGUUGGAUCGUACAAUUGUAUAUGUCGAGCAGGAUAUGAAGGCUCUAACUGCACAGAUGUAGACGAAUGCCUUGACAAUGAUAUCUGUUCAUGGAAAAACAACAGCAAAUGUGUGAAUACUGAUGGCUCUUUCAAUUGUUUAUGUGUAAAGGGAUACAGUGGUUACAAUUGCACAGAUGUGGAUGAAUGUCUUGACCAUACUGUGUGUUCCUGGAAAAACAACACCAUGUGUGUCAAUACUGUUGGAUCGUACAACUGUAUAUGUCGAGCAGGAUACGAAGGCCCUAACUGCACAGAUGUGGAUGAAUGCCUUGACAAUGAUAUCUGUUCAUGGAAAAACAACAGCAAAUGUGUGAAUACUGAUGGCUCUUUCAAUUGUUUAUGCGUAAAGGGAUACAGUGGUUACAAUUGCACAGAUGUGGAUGAAUGUCUUGACCAUUCUGUGUGUUCCUGGAAAAACAACACCAUGUGUGUCAAUACUGUUGGAUCGUACAACUGUAUAUGUCGAGCAGGAUAUGAAGGCCCUAAUUGCACAGAUAGUACAUUGGUUACAUCUACGACUGAGCAGUCUACCUCGGGACCAGCAGUUACAACAUCAACAAGUAAUGCCACAAGUAUAAAAGCAACUUCAACAACAGGAACAACCUCAACUGUAACUACAUCCAUUAUAAUAACCACAGAGAAAACCAUGGGAGCAAGUACCAGUGGAACACCAGUUCCUGCAGUUACAAAAUCUACAACAGGCACCCUUACAACCACAGACAGCCCAACAACUACCUUAACCACCACAACUAAAACAACCAAAACUAGUUCAACCACAGAAACCAUGGGAAAAAGUACCAGUGGAACACCAGUUCCUGCAGUUACAAAAUCCACAACAGGCGCUACUACAACCGCAAAGAGCCCAGCAACUACCUUAACCAUCACAACUAAAACAACCCAAACUAGUUCAACCACAGAAACCAUGGGAACAAGUACCAGUGGAACACCAGUUCCUGCAGUUACAAAAUCUACAGCAGGCGCCACUACAACAACAAAGAGCCUGACAACUACCUUAACCACCACAACCAAAACAACCAAAACUAGUUCAACCAAACUCUCCACAACUCCAAUAAUCUCAACAAUCACGUCAAAUCCCACAAAAACAACUACCCCAAUGCCCUCAAGCACCAUCUCUACAGUUACAACUGUAAGAUCAACAGUCCAAACCACUCAAGCCAAUAUAGCAUCUGCCAUUCUUUUUGAAUAUGGACAGGAUGUUGGUGAUCAAUUGCUACCAAAAACAGCAUUUGAUGUCGUCUCUCCCAUUUUUAAGCCAGAGAUUGACUUCACUUUUGGAAAAGCUCGUUAUCCUUUAAUUUAUUUCACAGACAACGGUUUGAUCAUUUUUCCAGCAUCAGAGACUGAGAUUUUCAAUUAUACAAAUCCAUUUAAUGAAUUUACUGCAACUACUGUACCACCAAUGAUUGCUGUGUUUUGGAGUGAUGCAGACAUCUCAGGCAGCAUUGGAAAUGUUUUCUAUCAGGAGUACAAAACGUAUGGUUCCGAAUUUUUUAACUUGACACAGAAUGUAGAAAGAAUAAUAUCUGACCAACUCAAAAUUAAAUAUAAAGCCAAAUGGACCUUAAAAAUAACCUGGGAUAAAGUACCUGCAGCUAGUCUGGUUGAAAUAAGAAGUAAGACGAACACCUACCAAGCAGUUAUCACUACAGAUGGCAGCACGUCAUAUGUUGUCAUGUUGUAUGAGUCUGGUGGAAUGAAUUGGGAUGUAUCAACACUUGCUUCUAAAGAUCUUCUUAUUGGCUUCAGCAGUGGCGAUGGAUUCUUUAUGAACGACGAGCAAAUAAAACUUCCUACAGUUGCUGAAAGAUUUCGACCUGAUAAAUAUACUGGGACAAAUACAGAUUUGAAAGGCCUACGACUGUACAAACUGACUGAGGGCACACCACAGAUUAAUUACAAAGCAGACUGCUUGAGUUGGUUUAGUUUAGAGCCAAAUCCAUCUCAGUGGAACGCAGGUUUACUUUCCUGUCCAUGCAGUUUUCCUCAAGGACGAUCAGACAAUCGAUUCCGAAGGUCCAGUCGAGAUGCUACAGCCAAAGUUCUUCGUAGUACCAGCCCAAAUGCAAAUAGUGCUGGCCAAAGGUGUAAUUACAAUGGGAGGAAUGCAUUUCUUGAAGGUUGGCAGGAACGUUACUGGACAUCUGGACCAUCAGAUCCCUCAAGUCUGAACAAGCAAUUUGACCUAGAUCCAUUCAAAUGGUGCUGUGUAAAUGUUGACAACCCAUUAUUCUGUAACUAUUUCAGAAUCAAAAGACCAAGCAUUAGCUGUUUAAACUACAGGCCACCAACCCGAGCCAUAAUGCUUGGUGAUCCCCAUUUCAUAACCCUUGAUGGACUUCCCUACACUUUUAAUGGUCUUGGAGAUUUUAUGCUGCUUAAUAUUGAAUACAAUGGUGCCACCAUUUUUGAGCUCCAUGGUCGCACAGUCCAAACGGGAACAGCUCAAGCCACAAACUUCAUGGCUUUUGCAGCUCAGCACACACAAAACAAAACUAUCACAGUUCAGAUGAUUUUGAAAGGAAAUGAUUCAAUUGAAGUGCUAGUAAAUAAUGACAGAGUGCAGUUCGUGCCUAAUACUGCAGAUAGCCAAGAAAUAUUUCGUAAUGGCACCUUUUACCUGGAGAAAAAUGGAAAUGCAUCAGUAACUGCUUCAUUUGGUAGUGGUAUCUCAGUAACAGUGACAGCACAAUUUGAGAUGUUACUUGCAAUCACGGAUUUGCCAGAAAAGUUUAUGAACAAGACAAGAGGCCUUCUUGGUGUGUGGAAUGGCAAUCCAAAUGAUGAUUUUACAAUGCCAGAUGGAUCCUUUAUUCCAAAAAGUAGCAACGAAGCUAAAAUCUUCAGCUUUGGAAUGUCUUGGGAAGUACCCUUGGAGAGUUCCAUUUUCACAAUUGAGAGAAAUGUUCCAAACAAUUCAUUUACACCUCGCUUUCUGGGAGAUCUCCAGCAACAAAAUGAGACUUUGUUUAAUUUGUUGGCCAUUGAAUGUAAAAAUAACACUCAGUGCAUUUUUGAUGCAAUAAGUACAGGACGGAAAGAAAUCGGAUUGGUAACGGCAAACAAAAACACGGAAUUCAUGGAAGUUAAUGAAAUGCUGAAUUCAUAUCCACCAACCAUCACAGGACCAGAAGUGAUUUAUGCACAACUGUUUCAGCAAAAUAUUUCUUACUAUCAAGCAACAGACCAAGAGGGAAAUAAUGCUGUAUUCAUUCCUUUCAUAUCCCAGGAAUUGAAUGUAACAGAGAAUGGAACUUUGAUAUGGCAUCCAAAGACCACAAAUGGAAUAUCAUUAGAAAUUGAAGCAAUCGGGUCCAAUAAUCUGUCCUCAGUUCUUAGACCCCGGUUGGUGUUAUGCAACUGCAGUGUGAAUGGAGAAUGCAUUAACAAUGAAAUCAUUCAAAUCAAUGGUUCCUCAGUCUAUAAAGCUGCUUGUCACUGUACCACUGGAUUUACUGGUACCAACUGUGAAAAUAAAAUUGACGUGUGUCAGAUGGUUAGCUGUUUCUCAGGGUUAAACUGUUCCUUUUCUGGUUGUGACUCCUGUCCCAGGGGAUUGACAGGAGAUGGCAUACGUUGCACUGACAUAGAUGAGUGUAUGAGUGAAAACUCCUGUUCUCCAAAUGCAACAUGCAUCAAUAUCGUGCAAAGUUAUAACUGUGUCUGCAACUCAGGAUUUUCAGGCAACGGGUUAUCCUGCAGCAUCAUUAAUCCAUGUGACAGUUCACCAUGUUCACCCAAUGCUGACUGCACUAACACAGCAGGGAAUUUCAGUUGCACGUGUAAAGAAGGAUUCACAGGCAACGGGUCAUACUGCAGCAUCAUUAGUCUAUGUGACAGUUCACCAUGUUCACCCAAUGCUAACUGCACUAACACAGCAGGAAGUUUCAGUUGCACGUGUAAAGAAGGAUUCACAGGAAAUGGUACAACCUGCCUUGCGGGUCUAUGUUUCAAUGUAACUUGUCCUUCCUCAUUCUGCAACAAUGGAGGAACCUGUCUACCAGACCCUGCUGAUAACUGCAAACCAUUGUGCCAGUGUCCAAGUCAGUACAAAGGAGAGCGGUGCACAGAUCCAGAACAGCAAUUCAUAGCACAACCUCUGUCAACUCUUCCAAAGAGAUCUGUUAAUAUUACAUUGACCCUACCGAAUGUUGAUGUGAAUGUCUUAGGAAACACAAGCAGCACAGACUAUGGGAUUCUGAGUACUGUCACUGCAAGAAGGGUCCGUCGUGUUCUCCAAUAUGUGCCACACUUCGCUGAGAAUUCGAAAAUUCUUUUCUGGUCACAGGAGAAUAAUGUAAUCACUUCUGUUAAGUCGUUAUUCAGUUACAAUGGAAACAAGACUGUAAUUGAUUUCCUAAAUAAUGAGUUACAUCGUGCAAUUUUGGAAGCUUUUAAUGGCAAACAACAGUUUACUCGUGCUCUACAUCCUGAUAAUGUUACUUUUGGAAAUUUAAGUGAAGCAGACAUUCAAGAUAUAACUAAAUUAUCAUAUGAAAGUCUACUGCCACAUUUCAACUGCAACAACACUGAAUUUGCUGGUUACAAGGUCCUGUGGGAUGAUCAGAAUGGAGUGAUUUGCCAGUCUCCCUGCGAAAUGGAUUACUGUCUCAAUCAAGCAGAGUGCAAGCAUUUGAUAAAUGGACCAAUGUGCAAAUGUGUUCCGCGCACAAUAUACUCAAGUUACGGUGAUCGCUGUGAACACCUGUCAAUGAACCUCAGGGCAUUUUUUGGCAUUCUUUUUGGUGCCUUAGCUUUCCUGUUGCUACUGAUGUUAGCCAUCUAUUUAAUCAUCUGGAAGUGCAAAAAACCUGGAAGGGAACAACUCGUAAAUGACACAGACAGCUUUAGGGCUACAACAUUUUCAUUCCAAAGCAAUCCACUAUCUUCCAAGUUGAAAAAUACACACAUCUUGCCUUCUUUGGAUGAUAACAAUCUGCAGCCUGUGUCCUGGACUCCAAAUUUUGAUCAUGUCAAUCCAACUGCAGAGGUAAAAAUUGCAAGACCAUCAAUCAAGAGAAGUGGCACUGACUCAGAAAUACCAUAAAACCGUCAACAUGGUACUGAGGAACUUACCGAAGAUCAUGGAAAAUGACACACUGGUAUAAAGGAGUUAUUGCACAAAAACUGCACUAUCAGGAUAUGGGUUUAUUAUAUAAGCAUACUUGAAUAUGUUUUCAAUUACCUAUACUCUAAAUCUAAAAGAGGCAGUCGAUAAAACCUAUAAAAGCUCAUAUGAUUUAAAGGGUGUGUUUCAUUCUUGGUGCCUAAAUAUUUUCCUUAUAAUAAACCCUAAUGUUUACUGUUAAUUCCCUUUUAUUACUAUAUAAGAGAUUUCAGUAGGUGCCUGCUGUUGAGAAUAUUAUCAUAAUAAUAUAUAAUUCCUGAUUUUUACUUCCAAGUUGAAUUUACAAAUCACGAUUGCAAUAUUCUUUAAAAUAUACUAUAUAAAUCAUGUCAGAGCAUUAUUUUUAUAAUGUUUAUAUUCCUAUAUUUCUUAAGAAAAUUGUUCAUUGCAUUGCACAUGUACUAUUAUUAUAUUAGAAUGUGAUUUUUCUGGCAAAAUACAGUCUAAAUAUCUAAGGCCCCUGGUGAAGGGUAAUACAAUUUACCUCUAGUGAAUAGAGCUAGUAGAGUCAUGUAUGUAUUCUAAUCUAAAGCAGAUUAUUUAAAUAAUCUAUACAAAAGAUAUAUAAGAAUUUCAGAAAUUCAAAUAAAACAAAUAAUUCAUCUAAAAA
Hemiscyllium ocellatum (epaulette shark) is the source of this 6098-nucleotide messenger RNA. RefSeq names its product mucin-4-like. The transcript is spliced from 36 exons. Gene Ontology annotation, molecular function: calcium ion binding. The coding region runs from base 47 to 5407 and encodes 1786 amino acids. The record is from RefSeq and is a predicted model, not a curated record. Lineage: Eukaryota; Metazoa; Chordata; Chondrichthyes; Orectolobiformes; Hemiscylliidae. Gene Ontology annotation, biological process: cell-matrix adhesion.